This is a messenger RNA of Striga asiatica, 1920 nucleotides long. The record is from the annotation of a GenBank genome assembly. NCBI's taxonomy places the organism in Eukaryota, Viridiplantae, Streptophyta, Magnoliopsida, Lamiales, Orobanchaceae.
AUGGCCUCUGCCUGUGCUUCGUCAGCCAUUGCUGCUGUUUCCAUCUCGUCCUCAAGGCAAGUUUUGUGUAACGUAAACAUAUGGAAAUGGUUGAUUGUGGGGGAAACAAAGGCUUCAUUCUUUGGAGGAAGAAAAUUGGGAGUGAGCAGUUUGACAGGAAGAAAGAGCAGGGGAUUAGUGUGUGCUGCUGCUGUUGCUGAUCCGGAUAGACCUCUGUGCCUUCCAGGAGACUUUGGUUUUGAUCCUCUGGGCUUAGCAUCAGACCCGGAGAGCUUGAAAUGGAACCAGCAAGCAGAGCUCGUCCACUGCAGGUGGGCGAUGCUCGGCGCAGCAGGCAUCUUCAUUCCGGAGUUCCUUACAAAAAUAGGGAUCCUCAACACCCCAUCAUGGUACACUGCAGGGGAGCAGGAGUACUUCACCGACACCACCACACUCUUCAUAGUCGAGCUAAUCCUCAUUGGUUGGGCUGAGGGCCGGCGCUGGGCAGACAUCAUUAAGCCGGGGAGCGUCAACACAGACCCCAUCUUUCCCAACAACAAGUUGACAGGGACAGAUGUGGGGUACCCGGGAGGGCUCUGGUUCGACCCUCUCGGCUGGGGCUCAGGCUCCCCGCAGAAGAUAAAGGAGCUCAGGACUAAGGAAAUUAAGAAUGGGCGGCUUGCCAUGCUGGCAGUGAUGGGCGCUUGGUUCCAGCACAUCUACACAGGGACGGGCCCCAUUGAUAACCUCUUUGCCCACCUCGCAGACCCUGGCCAUGCCACCAUUUUCGCUGCUUUCACCCCAAAAUGACGAGGACCAAUACAUUUCUCAUCUGUAUUAUUAAUCUACUGCUACUACCUACUAUAUAUGUCUUUGUAAGUUGUAGAUGACAAACAUAUGCACUCUACGAAUAUUUUCCUUCACCACAACUCCAAAAUCUCCAUUCUAACUUUUUAUGUCAUCUCAUGUCAUGUCCAAAAAUUAAUUUACUUCUUAAUUCACAUCACACACACAAAUUCCUUACAUCUUAGGUUUUUAAGCUAUUCAAUUAAAUCAUAAAAGUAGAAAAACAUGUUAAAGGUGCAUGCAUACAUGUUGUCAAUGAUUGCUUGCAUACAUUCGUUUCUAGCCUGCACAACAUAUACAAGUGCAUAUUUUGAAGAAAAUACAAUUCAAUAUAAUGUAAAGACUGAUGGAGCUAGGUGCAAAUAUUUAAGAACCUACAACUACAAGUUGCACUCUAAAAGGUAAUAUAAUAAUCAAUUGGCUUACAGAGUAGUUUGCUCAUUGUAUGAUUCUGGGGUGAUUCACCUGAAAUUUGUACUUUUACUCGUUAAAUAAAUUAGAUAAUUUCAAUUUUGGCUCUGGAAGGCCAUGAAGAUCUUCACAAUCACUGUUUUACUUAAUAUUCUGAGGAUGCAAUAGAUCAUCAUGCUUCGCAAUAAAUAAUCCGAUUUGCAUGCGCACUUGAACUUUUGGAAAGGUACUCCCAAGUUGGUCAGUACAGUAUGAUUAAUUCUUAGAUCGGAAUUAACUGAAAAAUACUUGGAACAUCUUAGAGAAUGUGUAACAAAUUGAUUUUAGCUAUAAUUGUAACACAACGGUGAUUGCUGGUAGACAUCAAUGAAGGUCAGGUACAGAACAAAAAACCAAUGAAAUAUUUAUAUCUUCUCUUUUAUAAAAGCUAGAAAAGUCCACGUGUGGUGCACAUAGUUAUAAAUUUUGUUGUCGAUUAAUUUUUUUAGUAAGAAAAAAAAAAUGAUUGGCUUAGUAAAACAUGUUAUCGUAGGGAUGAAAUAAAACGAAUAACAUGACGAGUCUCUAUUGUAAAUUAAUAUAAAUAUUAUAAUGAUGUCCUAAUAUAAGAGAAUGAAAUUAAUGCCCUAAAUUAAAAUAGAUGAAAAAGUCUCUGAUUAAAAGAAUGAAAUAAUUAAAUAAGUA